Mya arenaria is the source of this 2601-nucleotide messenger RNA. RefSeq lists its product as uncharacterized. The transcript has 7 exons. The record is from RefSeq and is a predicted model, not a curated record. NCBI's taxonomy places the organism in Eukaryota, Metazoa, Mollusca, Bivalvia, Myida, Myidae. The coding region runs from base 7 to 1110 and encodes 367 amino acids.
UCCAACAUGGCGUUGAAUGAAGAUGAUGUCCCUCCAUUGGAGGACAUGUCUGAGCUGAUCCAGCAGGUGGAUGCUCUCAGGGAACUACGACAAACACAGCAGGGACGUAAACAGUCCAAGACACAGCCAAAUGGCCAUGCACAUGUACCUGUACCGGCAAAUACCACACAGACAAAGUCGGCUAAGGAAAAAACCCAUGCAACAUUAGCAACAUCAAAGACAGUGCAAGAAAAGACAGAAAGCAGCAGUGAAAGAAAUUCUGUGACUCAAUCAAGUGUUCAAAACCCCUCAUCAACAUCAUCCAAACCAUCAUCAAGCUUUGGAGGCAUGAAAAAAGGAUUCUUGUUUGGUGCACCAUCAAAAUCAAAGUCAGACACUCAGAAAUGUGAUAGCAGUAAAAAGCAAGACCAAAGUGCCACCAAAUCAGUGACAAGCAAAGGCAAGACUCUGGAAGAGAUACCUUUUGUGAAGAAAAAUGAUGAAGCACAAGAGUCUAACUUCAGGUUUUCAGAAGUUCAAGAGGCCAUGUCAAAAACUACAGAGAAACUUUUGCAAAACAAAGAAUGGGUGACUGAUGACUUGCUGAAAAAACUUGAAAAGAAUGAGAAACUGUCAAAAAGACUCCAGGAUCGUAAGUUUGUGCAGGCUAUAGGGGAGUUUCAACGGGAUCCUAAGACAGCAAUGACCAAGUACGGCAACAAUCCAGAGGUGCAGGAAUUUUUCCAGGAUUUCUGUGGCCUCAUGGGUGACCAUUUUAACAAACUCGGAGACAAAGUUCCAGGAGGGGGUACCUCUGGAUCCAGUAUCCCCCAGAAGACCUCUGCUCCUGGCCCUGUCCAGACCCGAACCCAGAGGGGUGGGGCUGACCUUGCCGUCCACAGCAGCACCGACCCACACCAGCCCACCGCCCAGGAUGAGGCUAAGAUGCAGGACAUACUGGCAGACCCUGAAAUCAGGGACAUCUUAGUUGAUACGAAGAUACAACAACUGUUUGAGACUUUGAGGAAUAAUCCUGGAAGUGCACAAAGAAUACUACAGACUGCUGACUCUGACUUAAGAGGAAAAAUUCAAAAGCUUGUACAGGCUGGCCUGCUUCAGUUUCAAACCUGACCUCAGAACCAAAUGGUCAUCAUUCCUCUCAACGUGUGAUGGAGAACUGGAGGAAGGAUAUUUAUCUUGGAAACUGUCAUUCAUUGCUUCCAUCCAGUUUUUGUGACUCAGAAAAUCUUGUACUGAUCCUUCUGAAAACAUUUAAGGGGAAAUUGUCUAAAAUGAACGAUUUUAAAAAUGAUACACUUUGAUGACAUUUUAUUGAUCAAGUUUCUAAGACUCUUAUUAGCUCAUUGUCUACAAUCGAGUUGGGCAUGGGUGGAUGUACAUUUUGGACCCAGGUACCUUAUCUGCAGUUACCCGUGGGUACCCAUGUAUACAAUUCACAUUGCAGAAUAAACAAGACUUUUAAAAGUAACAAAAACAAGAAUUUUUUUGAAGUUGUUUUUUUAUCAUUUAUCAUAUGAAAAGACGAAAUGUCGUCGCCAUUCACAGUGACAUUGAAUUUUGAAAUAAAAUGUUGUUAUUGAUGAAGAAUGUCUUUUUAAAAUGUUAAAUGUUAAAAUGCAAUUUUAUUACUUCCCUACAGUUGGGAAUCAAUUAUUAAUUUGCAAUUAAAUAUGAACGAUUUCUCACACAUUUCUUGUAUGUGGAUUAUGCUUUCACGACUUUUAAAUUUCUUAAAGAGCCAAGGAUAUCUGUUUGUUAUGCAUCCAAUGGUAUAGUUUUCAAACCUCCUGUCCGUCUGUCUGUCCAGGCCAACCCAAGGAUUGUUUGGGGGCUGGGUCCGUUAGUGUAAGGAGUUUAUUUGGUUAUGUGUAUUAUUGAACACAAACACAAAAAUAAACUUUUAUGGUGUUUUUUUUAAAAGACGGAAAAAAACCACAUUAACAAGAAAUGUUGGUCCAUUUGAAUCCGUCAAUCCGUCUGUUCCCACGGUUUCCGAUCAAUAUCUUGCGCACACUUAGGCCAAGGGACCUUAAGCUUGUUAAGUAAGAUGGGUUAAAACAGCAGGUGAACCCUCUUGAUGUUUAGGUCAACAAGGUCUGAAAAUAUGUUUUCACUUUUAUUGAAUAACGCUUGGGCCUUUUGACAUCAAACUUGUUUGGCAGAUUGUCCAUUACUAUAAGAUGAAUGCUAUCUAUUUGGAGUCAGUGAAACCAAGGUCUAGGUCAAAGUGACCUUAAGCUAAAAUCCGUUUCUGAUCAAUAUAUAUAGAACGUGGUUGCACGGCGACCUCAAUAUUAGUACACAAGUUAGUGAUGACCAAUUGAUGAUUUUGUGGACAGUGGAACAAAGCUGUGGUGACCUUGAACUGAACAUAUAAUUCCGACAUACACUUGAAGAACGCUUGGGCCCAGAGCCCUCAAACUUUUUAUGUGGCAGGCCAUAAACAGCAGAUGAUCCCAUUUAACUUUUGGGUCAAAGGUCAAGGUCGUAGUGACCUUGAGCAGAAAAUAUGUUUCAAAUUAAUAUCUGAAGAACGUAAGAGCCCAACCAAUGCAAUCAAGGUUCACCGGUUGGUUUUGACCAGUAGAUACCCCUAUUUAU